GCCGACGUUGUGCUCGCAACCCGCACUAAGGCGAUUACGCAUUUAUCAGUUGCUCCCUGCAUGUCAUGUGUUUCAUUAUUUCCUUCUCGUUUAUUUCCACGCAGCACGCAGUCGGAAUAAGUUGGACCUUGAAAGCAAAACUAGCUUGAGUUCCCCGGCGCCAAAACUCUUCUAACCUGCGCGGAGUAAAAGAAUCAAGAGUUGCAACAGUUAUAACAGGAAAAUGUCUCUGGAAGAGUUCAAUCAUCAAGCGCCGUCGGAGGCAGAUGAUUUGGAAAUUGACGGCAAGCCGGCAGGUGAAAGGUGGGCCCCACUCGGUGCCAACGACCCUGAGGAGGAAGCCACUUGUUAUGCUUACCACGAUCACAAAUCGCAUUUCAACUUCGACACUGAUAAAAUGCGGGAGUUGGAAGAACAGCAGGAAAUGUUGAAUUCAUCGCUGAUUGCCCUCACCACACACUUUGCCCAGGUUCAAUUUCGGCUGAGACAAAUCGUGGACGCGCCGAAUUCGGAAAAAGAAGAACUGCUCAAAGAUCUAGAGCAGUUUGCGUUUCGAGGCAUUCCAGAUAUUCGAGAGCAAAAAACGCCGAAAGAAUUGCUCUGCUCUACGCCACCGGUUGGCGAGGACCUUGAGGAGAAAAUGAACGCACAACGGGAAAAGCAGAAAGAGCUGAUCACGCAGCUGAAAUCCCAGUUAGAGGAGUUGGAAAAGUACGCCUACGAAACUGGCGAGGCUGGCUUACCGCAAAGUGUGGUGCUCGAACGACAAAGAGUUAUUAUUGACCAAUUAAAAGGAAAGCUGAAUUUAAACGUGGACAACAUUGAUAAAUUAACCGUGGACGACUUGAAGCAUCAGGUCGACAGUGCAAUUUCUCAACUUGUGAGUCCUUUGAAAAUGAAAGAAACGCUGGUGGCUCAGUUAAAGACGCAAAUUACCGACUUGGAGAGGUUCAUCGAUUUUCUACAAGACGAAGCACCCGCUUUCAAGAGUGCGAAAAUCAAGGACUGUUCGUGCAAAUGCAAAGGCACGGCGAAAUCUUCAAACUGUUCUGCGACCAGCAAGGGCAAAAAAAGACCGGCAUUCACAGAAACCAUACCAAAAACCAAAAAUUUCACUGCAAAUGAAGAUGAGAUGAGAGAAAAAACGAUUAGUAUUAUGAAGAAAAUGUCAGAUCUACUACAAAUGUUUGCAGUGACUCAGUUUGGGUGCGGUACCGAGGCCGCCUUCAAAAAGAAUAGCCUCAAGAAAACAACUAAAGCCAAUCACUGGGGGGACUUGAGGGCGAGGCUGGAGAUGGCGGUCGGACAUAUUUUGCUCCUGGCGUCCGGACACGUGCCCCUUCCCUUGGACAGCGACUAUACGUCAGAUACCGAGGACGCACCUGCAGUCCUGUGCAAUGAAGAGCUCGUAACGGCCGUUCGGAAAGAGCUGGCGAUCAGUUUGCGCGACUUGAUUCAACAUGGACUCAUGCCAAUUGGCCAAAGUGUGAGCCUAGUGCCGUUCAUCGGCUGCUUUCCACCGAGGAGUCAUUCGUCUGGAAGAAUGAUGCACGCUUGGGAAUUAAUUUUGAAAUACUACGAACUGAAAAACGGCGAAACUUUCAAUUCAACUCCUGCGAGAAAACUGUCACAGAGCUUCAACCUAGACCUUUCGGGAAACACCAGCACCACAAAUAAAGAGAGCUUGCUAGGCGCAAUUGGAAACAUCAUAUCAACCCACACCAAGUACAAAAGAAGCUACGAUUCUCAUUUUAAAGCAUUUGUUUGCUCAGCUCUAAAUGCCCGUAAAUUGGUCGCUUGGCUGCGCAUGAUUUUCCGCUACCAACCAAUUUUGGAGGGAUUCUACCAGCCGUGGAGCUACGUGGCGAAGACGGGCUUCGAGGACAGCUUCCGGUGCUUGGAAAAACUCGGCGAACUAAAUUUUGAUUUGCCCGUUGAUCUGGCUGUGAGGCAGCUGCAGAGCAUCAAAGACGCCUUUUGAAUUCAAUCAUCAACAUUUGAUUUUCAUGAUUGCAAGACUGACACACACGCCCCUUGAUUAAAACUUUUUAUAUCGCUAAACAACACACUUUUUGUUCCAGUUUUAUCGAAGUCUCAAAAAUCAAAACUAUAUGUAAAACUCAAUUAAAAGCUCCUAUCAUAAUUGUUGUGCUGUCUCGAGAAAAUGAUGAGAGUAUUAGUUAAAAAAGAGCAAAAUGUGAUUUGAGGAUUUGUAACAAUAAACUCAUUAGCGUAGACAAAUAAAUAUUGAAAUGUUGAUGUUAUAGCUGC
Molecule: messenger RNA, 2271 nt
Organism: Cloeon dipterum
Lineage: Eukaryota; Metazoa; Arthropoda; Insecta; Ephemeroptera; Baetidae
Product: RUN domain-containing protein 1
Exons: 13
Coding region: 224-1981 (585 amino acids)
Source: RefSeq, a predicted model, not a curated record